Ustilaginoidea virens is the source of this 1599-nucleotide messenger RNA. RefSeq lists its product as uncharacterized. Bases 1 to 1599 code for a protein of 532 amino acids. Gene Ontology annotation, molecular function: protein serine/threonine kinase activity; ATP binding. The record is from RefSeq and is a predicted model, not a curated record. The transcript is spliced from 3 exons. Gene Ontology annotation, cellular component: cytoplasm. Gene Ontology annotation, biological process: protein phosphorylation; intracellular signal transduction. NCBI's taxonomy places the organism in Eukaryota, Fungi, Ascomycota, Sordariomycetes, Hypocreales, Clavicipitaceae.
AUGUCUCAACUAGACCCUUUACCACGGGAUCUUCCCUUUCGCAUCAUUUCCAAAACAGUUGGCCGAGGAGCCUACGCAUCCAUCAAAAAGGCCAUACCUCUGGACGCCGCCGACCCCGUCUUCGCCGUCAAGUUUAUUCACAAAGGUUAUGCCGUCAAGCAUGGCCGCAUAUCCGCCAAACAGCUUGCCAUGGAGGUUUCCCUCCACUCGCAUGUCGGCCAGCACCCCAACAUCAUUGAGUGGUUUGCCACGGGAGAGGAUAACGUGUGGCGUUGGAUAGCGAUGGAGUUUGCCGAGGGCGGUGAUCUUUUCGACAAGAUUGAGGCUGAUGUCGGGAUUCGGCAAGACAUCGCCCAGCUGUACUUUGUCCAGCUCGUCAGUGGCGUGAGCUUCAUGCAUUCCAAGGGCGUGGCGCAUCGCGACCUGAAGCCGGAAAACGUCCUCCUCUCGUCAGAUGGCAAUCUAAAGCUCGCGGAUUUCGGCAUGGCCACCAUGUUUGAGUACAAGGGUCAGAGGAAGACGAGCUCCACGCUGUGCGGCAGCCCGCCCUAUAUAGCCCCCGAAAUCUUGGCCUGUGGCCGGAAUGAUAGGAAGAGCGCCGCCCCCCCUGGCAAAUACUCGCCUGAUCUGGCGGACAUCUGGUCUUGCGGCGUCAUUCUCUUCGUCCUCCUCGUGGGAAACACGCCCUGGGACGAGCCGUCGUCCAACAGCUGGGAGUUCAACGAGUACGUCAAGACUUCUGGGCACAGCACGGAUGCACUUUGGGCGAGGAUGCCGCCAGAAGCACUCUCCCUCUUGCGUGGCAUGAUGUCGGUAGAUGCUCAAAAACGAUUCAGCUUCCGCCAAGUACGCCAGCACCCUUGGUACACGCAACACAACCCCCUCCUCACCUCUGACGGCAAAAUCUCCGACCCCAUCAGCCUUGCCACGCGAUUGUUGGAAGGCCUCCGCAUCGACUUCAGUCCAGCGCAGCAGUCUGCGUCGCAGCGACCAUUCUCGUCCUGCGUGGAUACAGGUCUCAAUGCUGGAAAUUUCUCGUCGACGCAGCCCGAGGUCCCCAUCAUCGACCGAGACUGGGAUUGGGAACGCCCAGUCUUGCGCUCCAUGGCUGCCCCGGCUUCAUCCUUACCCCCUCGUUCGGCCGACUCGCGCCGCAUAAUAAUGGAAGCGCUUGCUGACGAGCCGUCCAUGUCUCAAUUUUCCCAGCAUCCCGGCCCGACCAUGUCACUCACUCAGCACGCCCGCCGCUUCCGCGAUAUCUGUCCAGCCGAGUCUCUGACGAGAUUCUUCUCGCAUGUUCCGCCGCUCCACCUGAUUCAGAUGCUAAGCGACGCCCUUCACCAGUUGAACGUGCCACUUGCGCCCGUGACGCCAAACUUGUCCGGCAGUUCCGUCGGCAAUAUUAAAGUCAAGGCUCUUGACAGUAGACGGCAAAACUUGCACGGCGAAAUCCAAGUGGAGAAGCACCUGCUGUGCAGCGGAAGCGAAGUUCUUGAUGUGCGGUUCGUCAAGAACAAAGGGGAUCCGUUGGAGUGGCGAAGGUUUUUCAAAAAGGUGGUGGUCUUGUGCAAAGACGGUGUCUAUGCUCCAAAAGAGUAG